AUGGCCCAAACAUCAACUGCAUUGGUUCUUUACCAGCCAUAUCCCAACAAAAGCCUGGCCGAGUAUAUCCGCGCCGUCGAAGAGAGUCACAAUGCGUAUACCGCACAGCUCUCCCCGACGGGCCAGCUGCCGGCCUUGAUGGCUCUCCCGGUCGAGCUCUUCAUGCAAAUCUACGACCUUUUGACGGUGGAGAGCCAGGCGAUGCUGGCGGUCACAUGCAAGAGCCUGUACCGCAGCAUGUUUCCGCACGUGGCCAUCAAGCAGGUCAAGCAUAAGGGUGGGAUGCUGCGGUGCAUCGAGCGGCAGAUGCCGCAGCAAUACUACUGCCCAGUCUGUGUCAAGCUGCAUCGUUGGCACCUGGACGACAACGGCAGACCAGUCUUCCCCACCUGCGACGACAUGACCCCGAGCUGCGGCGUCACAAGGUGGCUCUUCCCCAGCGACCCGGGCCCGUACGCCGAGGGCUCGCCCGAGACGGUCGACUACGAGGUCGACUACCGCACCGCCCGCCUGGCCGUCCGCGCCGCCGCCCUGGGCCCAUCGUUCGGCCCUCCCCUCUCCAUCCUCGAGAAGCGCGCGGCCUGGCAGCCGUGCCCAGACAUGGCCGACCAGCACGGCCCUCUCCUGAACGCGGUGGCCGUCGGAUACCACUACGAGCCGCGAGUGGUCGACGGCGUCCUGCACGUCCGCGCAACGUACGUCGUGCGCGACAACUCGGGGUCCCCGGACCUCUGGAACCUGUGGGCGAAGAAGCCCGACCUGGGCCCCUGGAUCUGCCCCGGGAGGAAGGUGUUUGCUGAGUUCGAGGGCCAGGCGGGGCGGUGUCUGUGCUUUGAGGAUGUGCCGGGGACAGACGUCGACGCGGAGUCUUCUUCCGACGUCGAGGAGGAAGUGGUGGAGUGCAGCUGCGCCAAGACGCUGGCCGAGGUGUGCGCGCUCGCAAUCAGGACGGUCUCGAGGUGCGAGUGCGCGGCCUGGGCGUCGCAGUACUGCGGCACCGAGUGGGAGAUCACCAAUUUAGUAGUAGUAGUAGUAGUAGUAUUUAACGCCGGGCUCGGCCCGGCUCAUUAG
This is a messenger RNA of Pyricularia oryzae 70-15, 1071 nucleotides long. RefSeq lists its product as uncharacterized. Bases 1 to 1071 code for a protein of 356 amino acids. The record is from RefSeq and is a predicted model, not a curated record. Lineage: Eukaryota; Fungi; Ascomycota; Sordariomycetes; Magnaporthales; Pyriculariaceae. Gene Ontology annotation, molecular function: protein binding. The transcript is spliced from 2 exons.